Messenger RNA from Topomyia yanbarensis, 1416 nucleotides. RefSeq lists its product as uncharacterized. Gene Ontology annotation, molecular function: nucleic acid binding. The transcript has a single exon. NCBI's taxonomy places the organism in Eukaryota, Metazoa, Arthropoda, Insecta, Diptera, Culicidae. Gene Ontology annotation, biological process: DNA integration. Bases 1 to 1416 code for a protein of 471 amino acids. The record is from RefSeq and is a predicted model, not a curated record.
AUGGCACAGGCGGAGUGUUUCAUCGAUGAGUUGAAGGUACUGGUCAGGAAUAAGGAUCGGCCGGUGAGCCAAUGGCUGGCGAUCGAGAAGUCCAGUGCACUCUACAAACUUACUCCGCUGAUUGACGAAAACGGGCUGAUUCGAAUGGAGGGGAGAGCAGAGAAAGCAGAGUUGCUGUCAUUCGAUCUACGUUUUCCAACGAUCCUGCCACAUCAGCAUAAAAUCACGCAGCUGAUUGUUCAGCAUUACCAUGAGAAGAGCGGUCACGGAUAUCGACAGGCGGUGAAGAACGAGCUGAAGCAGCUGUUCUACAUUCCGCAGCUUGACGCAGUAGUCCGGAAGGUGUCGUCGUCUUGUGUAUGGUGUAAGGUCCAUCGAAGUCGGCCUCGAGUUCCACGAAUGGCUCCGCUACCAGUGCAGCGGUUAACACCGAAUCUUCGUCCCUUUAGUUACACAGGUGUGGAUUAUUUGGGCCCAUUUGCUGUUACUGUAGGACGCCGAACGGAGAAGAGAUGGGUCGCAUUGUUCACCUGCUUGGCAACCCGCGCGGUGCACCUGGAGGUGGCUCACGGACUGACUACGCAGUCAUGCUUGAUGGCGAUUCACCGGUUCAUUGGUCGGCGAGGUUGGCCGAUGGAGUUUCUGUCCGACAAUGGGACGAACUUCCUAGGAGCCAGUAAGGAACUGGAAGGAGUUGUCCGAGAAAUAGGAGAAGAUUGUGCGGAUCAGCUGACUAGCGCGAGAACGAACUGGACGUUCAACCCCCCUUUGGCUCCUCACAUGGGAGGAGUAUGGGAGCGUCUCGUUCGGUCGGUUAAGGAGGCAUUCGUGGCGCUUGAUGAUGGGAGACGGUUUACGGACGAAAUUUUGCAGACAGUAGUGGUGGAAGCGGAAGACAUGAUAAAUUCUCGCCCGCUAACGUACGUGUCUCAAGAGUGUGACGAAGCGGAGGCACUCACUCCAAACCACUUUUUGCGGGGACUCUCCCCAAAUCAGCCUAGCGUGAAACUUCCCCCACCUCAUCCAGCAGCAGCACUUCGAGACGCGUUCCAGCGAUCGCAGCAGUUGGCCAGCAUUUUGUGGGAACGUUGGGUCAAGGAGUACAUUCCUUCGCUGAACCAGAGGACAAAGUGGUUUGGUGAGUCGAGACCAUUAAGAAUAGGAGACUUAGUUUAUGUGGUAGAAGGUAGCAACCGGAAGUGGUGGAUCCGCGAGGAGGUCAUCGUGUCAGGUGAUGGACGAAUUCGACAGGCCUGGGUACGCACCAACAGUGGACGAUAUAGGCGAGCAACAGCAAAACUAGCCGUGAUGGAGUUUGGUAACUCUGAACCGGAUGCGAGCUCCGGGACAGGGUUACGGGCCGGGGAAUGUUCUGGCAUCACUGGCAGUUGCGCCAUUGCACCCGUGUCGAAUUGA